Messenger RNA from Saccharomyces paradoxus, 978 nucleotides. RefSeq names its product Rab geranylgeranyltransferase BET2 (gene BET2). The record is from RefSeq and is a predicted model, not a curated record. Lineage: Eukaryota; Fungi; Ascomycota; Saccharomycetes; Saccharomycetales; Saccharomycetaceae. Gene Ontology annotation, biological process: protein geranylgeranylation. The transcript has a single exon. Gene Ontology annotation, cellular component: Rab-protein geranylgeranyltransferase complex. Gene Ontology annotation, molecular function: Rab geranylgeranyltransferase activity. Bases 1 to 978 code for a protein of 325 amino acids.
AUGUCUGGACCACUUACACUGUUUAAGGAAAAACAUAUCCGUUAUAUUCAAUCAUUAGAUACUAGGAAGCAUAAUUUCGAAUAUUGGCUUACGGAGCAUCUUCGUCUGAAUGGGAUAUACUGGGGACUCACUGCCUUGUGUGUGCUUGAUUCGCCAGAGACUUUUGCGAAAGAAGAGGUUAUAGAAUUUGUGCUGAGUUGUUGGGACACCAAAUGUGGUGCGUUUGCACCAUUUCCAAGACAUGAUGCACAUUUAUUGACCACAUUGUCCGCCGUGCAGAUCUUGGCCACUUAUGAUGCCUUGGAUAUCCUUGGCGAAGACCGUAAAAUUCGCUUGAUUUCCUUUAUUCGUGGGAAUCAAUUGGAAGAUGGAUCGUUUCAGGGUGACAGGUUUGGGGAGGUAGAUACAAGGUUUGUUUAUACGGCGUUGAGUGCGCUAUCAAUAUUGGGUGAAUUAACACCUGAAGUCGUUGACCCUGCUGUAGAGUUUGUGCUCAAGUGUUAUAAUUUUGAUGGUGGGUUUGGGUUAUGUCCUAAUGCAGAAUCACAUGCAGCCCAAGCUUUCACGUGUCUUGGCGCUUUGGCAAUUGCUAACAAAUUGGAUGUGCUUAGUAAUGACCAAUUAGAAGAAAUUGGGUGGUGGCUUUGCGAACGGCAAUUACCAGAGGGUGGGUUGAACGGUAGGCCAAGUAAACUGCCUGAUGUUUGCUAUAGUUGGUGGGUUUUAUCUUCAUUAGCUAUUAUUGGUAGAUUGGAUUGGAUAAAUUAUGAGAAGUUGACUGAGUUUAUACUCGAAUGCCAAGAUGAGAAAAAGGGUGGAAUAAGCGAUAGGCCUGAGAAUGAAGUAGAUGUCUUCCAUACUGUUUUCGGUGUUGCUGGUUUAAGUUUAAUGGGGUACGACAAUCUAGUCCCAAUAGAUCCUAUAUAUUGUAUGCCGAAAUCCGUUACAGCCAAAUUCAAAAAGUAUCCAUACAAAUAG